CAAACCAGCCUCAUGGGGAAUAAAAUCACUUGCUGUACAGGAAAGCCUGAACUACCAGCAGAAGAUACAAAGGAGAACAUACAAUAUUGAGAAGAUAGUCAUGUUAUAAUUAAUACAGCAAAAAGUACAAGCUCAAGUUCAGAAGAUAUUAAACACAAAAGAAUCAUUCAAAAAAAGAAUAAAACGAAGAGGAAAUUAAAUUCCCACUGUGUUAUGAAAAUAUCUUCUCUAAACUCAAAAGAGAAGAAAAGUAAUGAGAAUUUGAAGAGAAAAUCUAACACCAAAGAUUCUUUAUACCCUUCAGCGCCUUCAAAAACAAUGAAGAGGGCGCCCUUAAAGGCUAUUAAUUCCACCCCUUCAUCAGCCACUGUACAUAAGUCACCUUCCUCCUUAUCUCUGCCUACUUCUGAUGAUCUUACCAAACAAUUCAUAUCCGAAAUGAAGGAAGGGAAAAGGAAAGUUAGAGGCAAGCUCAGAACUUUUAACAGCAAGAGAGGGCUAAUGCGCUGUAAAGAUACAGUUAAAGAGGUGGGACUUGAGGAUUAUAGGGAAUAUUGAAAUGAGUUGAAAAAAUCAAAGAAAAAUAGAGAAUUAUUUCUGGUUUAAAUAUUCAA
Molecule: messenger RNA, 614 nt
Organism: Moneuplotes crassus
Lineage: Eukaryota; Ciliophora; Spirotrichea; Euplotida; Euplotidae
Source: the annotation of a GenBank genome assembly